GGGCGACGGCGGCAGGGAAGGAGGGGGUGCCUUCAGGUGUCUGCGACCUCGGCGCCUCCCGCCCGGAAGUGCCCGAGGGUCCGCUAUGGAGCUGGCGGAGCCGGGCGCUCAGUAAGGUGGCAGGCAAGGCAGGUGCCAUGGCCUUGAUUGAAGGGGUGGGUGAUGAGGUGACCAUCCUUUUUGCGGUGCUUGCCUGCCUUCUGGUGCUGGCUCUCGCCUGGGUCUCCACACACACCGCGGAGGGCACCGACCCAUUGCCCCAGCCAUCAGGGACUCCAACACCAGCACAGCCCAGUGAAGCCAUGACGGUCACCGGCAGCAUCCGAGGGGAGGCCCCAGGAGCCGAGACCCCCAGCUUGAGACACAGAGGUCAGGCUGCACAGCCAGAGCCUGGCAUGGGGCUCUCAGCAACACCACCGUCGCCAGACUCCCCCCAGGAGCCCCUAGUGCUCCGGCUGAAAUUCCUCAACGAUUCAGAGCAGGUGGCCAGGGCCUGGCCCCACGAUACCAUUGGCUCCCUGAAAAGGACCCAGUUUCCUGGCCGGGAACAGCAAGUGCGGCUCAUCUACCAAGGGCAGCUGCUAGGAGACGACACCCAGACCCUGGGCAGCCUUCACCUCCCGCCCAACUGCGUUCUCCACUGUCACGUGUCCACGCGCGUCGGUCCCCCACACCCCCCUUGCCCACCGGGGUCAGAGCCAGGCCCCUCCGGGCUGGAAAUAGGCAGCCUGCUGCUGCCCCUCCUGCUUCUGCUGCUGCUGCUGCUCUGGUACUGCCAGAUCCAGUACCGGCCCUUCUUUCCCCUGACCGCCACUCUGGGUCUGGCGGGCUUCACCCUGCUCCUCAGUCUCCUGGCCUUUGCCAUGUACCGCCCGUAGUGCCUCCACGGGCUUUCGGCAGCGUUGCUGGCCCCUCUGGACCUUGCUCCCCUCGACACGGUGGGCGUUGCUGUCUGCCCAGGCCCACCUCUCCGGCCUGCCUCUUCCCACUACCCUGGAGCCCAGCCCUGCGCAGCAGAGCGCUCCGGGAGUCCGCCGACGCCCCUCCCUGUGACCUCCAUGGCUCUGGGCCACGUCCUGGGGCUGCUGGCUCUCGGCCCCCAUUGACAGUCAGCUCCUCGGGGUCAGGCAGCUGCUGUCACUGCCUUGGCCCCGGGCAGAGCCGGGCUACACCCCUGGGCCCUUCUUAGUGUCCUGCCCGAGGACCCAGCCACCUCUAGUCCCUGAUAGCUCCUUGGGCUGGUUGGAGGACCCAAGGACUGCGGGGCGCGGGGGAAGGGAAGCUGGGAGGGGCAGAGGGGUUCUGUGGAACACGUGC
Messenger RNA from Nyctereutes procyonoides (raccoon dog), 1317 nucleotides. RefSeq names its product transmembrane and ubiquitin like domain containing 1 (gene TMUB1). Gene Ontology annotation, molecular function: protein binding. Bases 138 to 878 code for a protein of 246 amino acids. The record is from RefSeq and is a predicted model, not a curated record. The transcript has 3 exons. Lineage: Eukaryota; Metazoa; Chordata; Mammalia; Carnivora; Canidae.